UUCAUUUUCUCUGAAUGCCAAGAAUCUCUGUUUCUCCCGCACCACGAUCAGAUGACUGGGACAUUGUUGGGCUGUAUUGAGAAUGGCUGUGCGUUAAGAUUCGUUUGAGGAUUUCUUUAUCCAUAACUGUGUCUCUAAAUGGUAACUCUUGAUUAUCCUUGAUUAAAACGCGCACAUCGAACAUCGAACACCGAAUACUUGGAUUUAUCGCUACGUAUUCAAACUGUCUUCGAUCGCAGCUUUGCCAGAAUGGAUAAUUUCUUCUCGACGCUGGCUCCAAAGAGGAACAGCCUGUGUUUAUUAUGGGGGAUAUUAUUGGCCGUCAUAGCUGUGGUUAUUUGUGAGGAAACUCAUGCAGACUCGCAGUUGAAGRUAGAAGAGAAGAAAAGCAAUUUUGGAUUCAGAAUAGAACUGUUUAGUAAAUGUUCAAAGCCAUGUGGAGGAGGUACUCAGAUAGGUAUUUACGUAUGUUAUAACAAGACAAGUACUCUAGCUGUUAAACCAUCGCAUUGUCGACAUCUAAACCCACCUGGUCGAUACCUUAGGGUAUGCAACAUGCGACCAUGUGCCCACAGCUGGCACACGGGGAAAUGGAGUCCCUGUUCUACCUCUUGUGGUGAAGGAAUGAAAAAACGACAUGUAGAAUGCAUCAACCGACACAACGUUAAAGUCUCGAGUCUGAAAUGCGCGAGGAUGAAAGUUCCGCGAUGGAAACGUAAAUGCGGUUUAGCUGACUGUAAACCUGAAUUCCACGUUGGAUCAUGGUCAAAGUGUUCCUCAAGUUGCGGCGAAGGAAGAAAGAGUCGAACUGUCGUCUGUAAACAAAACCUUGCCAAUGGUACAGUCAUUACACUACCUCAUUCAAGUUGUGACGGGAUGGUGCCUGCUAAAGCUGUAAAAUGCAAGAAACCUGAGUGCAUGCAAGAAUCGCCAGGAGGAUGGCAUGAUAUUCAAGGGGAAGAGUCGUUUGACCAAGAAGAAGACGACGAUGCUUCUGACGCAUCUGCUGCUGGUUCGGGCGGUGGCGGAGGAGGAACAAAAGUUGGUAAAGAUCCUCCGAUCAUUAAAGUAAGCACAAAACCAAAAUACAUCCUCGGGAAGAAAACGUCCCUUUCUGUUCUCGUUGGUACUAAAGUUUGGGCCGUCAAGGGCUCUGAAAUAAUAGUGUCAUGCACAGCAACGGGGAAGUUUCCCUCAACGAUCACAUGGUCAAGAGAUGGCUUCGAGAUCACUAGCUACUUCGAAUAUGAUGUCGGUAUUGUCAAUGGUAAUUUGAAGAUUCGCGAGGUUGGUAGAUUCAAUGAAGGAACGUAUGUUUGUGAGGCGAAGAGUCAAGGUGGAACUGCAAGAGCUACAUUUGCUCUUACGGUUUUAGUUCUCAACAAACCGACUAUUAUUGGUGAUAAGUCUUCCCUCUCGUUCGGACCUGAUAAAGAGAAGGUCGAGGUAACAGUCGGUGGCAGAGUUACUCUUUUCACUGGUUCAUCGCUCACAAUAAAAUGUCCAGUCGUUGGAAAACCGACACCACGUGUUUGGUGGCUUAGUCAGGGCAGACCGAUAUCUGUUGGUAAAGCCAAGAUGAUCGGGAAUGAUUUGGUUAUUGAUAAGAUAGACAAGAUUUACUCUCUGAAAUACACUUGCAACGCAAGGAAUUUCCGUGGUAGUGCGAGCGCUACUACAAGCGUCAGUGUACUGGAUCUCUCUCCACCCAAGAUAGAUGCCCAAAUCAAAGUCAUUGAUGCACCCAUGAGUGACAGAAAGGUCUUAAUUGUGAUUGGUACGAACCUGACUCUCAUAUCAGGCGCAGCCCUUAUGAUAAAAUGUCCAGUUACCUCCAAACCAGCCCCGUUUCUCUCGUGGACGGCAAAAGGAAAGCCCAUAGAUGGACGCGUCAAACGUAUUAUGAUAUCACGUGAUAAGUCAUCCAUUAUUGUCAACAAGAUGGGGGUUGCUGAUACUGGUGUUUAUAGCUGUUCGGCCAAGAAUGUUGCUGGAAAAGAUACCAAGUCUUCUUACGUGAAAAUAGUAGCUCCUCAGCCUCCUUCGAUCCAAAGUAAAUCAGGAUUUCGUUCGUCGCUGGAGAAGGACCAAGAGUUGACCGUAACGAUAGGAGAACAGGCCACCGCCCUUACAGGAACUCUGCUUAGGAUCAUCUGCCCUGCUAAAGGCUUGCCUUUGCCCGUAAUUUCUUGGCAGAUCAACCGUAGAGCGGUCACUCGUUUUUUUAGUCAGUAUGUGGUCCAAGGAAACACCCUUGUCAUUAAGAAGCUUACUAGAAAUGAAAAUGGAGAUAUCGCUUGUACAGCGAUGAACCCGGUUGGAUCAGCUACURACAGCUCCAAAGUUAACGUUAUAGCUGGGCUGAAGCCACAAAUCAAGUCAAAAACUGGUCGUGUAGUCGGAGAAGGGAACAUUGAAGAAGCAAGUAUCACAAUAGGCCAAGAUCUUCGCAUUAUCGAAGGCAUGAUCUUCAGACUUCGAUGUCCUGUGACUGGUUUCCCUAGACCAACUGUGACUUGGACUAUUAAUGACAAUGACGUGGUGUCAUCGCAGCGAGUACUCAUUGACAAGGCCAACCACGAUCUGAUUAUAAAUGGGAUACAGAAGGCAGAUACUGGACAGUAUGUGUGCACGGCUGUCAAUCCUUUGGGCGAAGCCAGUAAAUCCUCAUUUAUUAGCAUCAUAGAUGAAAAAAGCGUCUCAAUUGAAAUUGGCAAGGCCAAGCUUGACACAACCAAGAGCGUAGCACCCGUCAAUAUGAAGAUUGGAGAUUCCCUGACCGCACUCUCAGGCACUGAUGUCACCAUCCUCUGUAACGUCAGGGGGGUGCCCUUCCCUUACGUUAAAUGGCGCAGAAAUGGAAAGCAGUUUGAGGAGAAAGAUUUUAAGGGUCAGUUUAGGAAAUUCAAUAAGGACACUGUCUUGAAGAUCCAUCAGGUAUCACCUCAAGUAGCGGGAGAAUAUGAGUGUAUAGCCACCAAUGUUGGAGGUGCUGAUCGGGUAUCGUCCACUAUUACUGUAAUAGCGUCACAAAGUCCUUCGAUAAAUUUUGGUUCCGCCAGUCAAGAGUCCCUUGACGAUCUCUCAAACGUCCAAGCAACCGUCGGUUCGUCUAUCAGAAUGCUCGCUGGCUCAUUGCUUUCCAUUUCAUGCCCUUCAAGUGGUGUGCCACUUCCUUCUUUCUCGUGGGAUUUCAAUGGCAAGCCAAUCAAAAGCCUAGGAAGAUUUCAGCUUAUUGGCAACAGUCUAGUCAUCAAUCAGACCAAGUCUCUUGACACUGGACGGUAUAGAUGCACGGCUACCAAUAUUGUGGCAAGUGAUAAACGACAUUCAGAUGUGACUGUCUUAGCUCCGAUUAAGCCUCAAAUACAAGGAAACCCCAAAGACCAAGAGGUCCUUGCAGCUGUCCCUGUUAUAACGGAAGUUGGAAGCACCAUCAAAAGCAUCGAGGGAGCCAGUCUGCAAUUAAGGUGCACGGCAAAAGGACUGCCAACGCCCACGAUUCAGUGGAAAUUCGAGGAGAUUGUAGUAUCUGGGGAAAUACUAAAGCUGCCUAAUUUGGAUCCUGGAGACUCGAAGAAAUAUACCUGUGAAGCUAGUAAUCUUGCUGGAGUUGAUAGAAGAGUAACAUCAUUAUUUGUUAUAGCCUUGGAGAAACCCGUAAUAUUGUCCUCCGAAGGAAGCGUCACCAAUUUCRAAAGAAAUCAGAAAAUUGCAGCCAGCAUUGGAAAAUCCAUCACGAUCAUUAAAGGCACGAUCCUCGGGCUGCUAUGUCACGUGGUUGGGUUCCCGUCACCGACUAYUGCAUGGACAAAAGACACUGUCACACUUCGACCUGGUAGAGGUUUCACUCCUUUCCGCCAAAACCUGACACAUCACGGCAUCGCUAUUGAUACUAGAUUAAGCACAGAUUUUAGCGGGAAGUAUGAAUGUGUUGCGUCAAACGCUGGUGGGUCUGUUGCUGCGUCGUCGGUCGUUGUUGUAAAAGCACCAUCUAAACCCGUCAUCGAGUCCACCAAACUAGUAGGAUCAAUCGGUUGGACAAGAACUCUCGACAACCGCGACCCGCGCGUCAUCACUAUCGGAGACAACGCCGAGGUUCUUACCGGUACAGAAGUCACAAUCAACUGUCCCGUGUCUGGUUUACCUGAACCUUCCGUCACGUGGUCUGCGGGCCGCAGGAGACUUUCGUCUGGAGGAAAGUAUAUGAUACCGAAAUCAAAUGUUUUGGUUAUUGGUACUCAACGAUUCCCAUCCAUCGUGGCAGAUUCGCUGGAAUACAGGUGUAAUGCUGCUAAUUACUUAGGAAGAGACUAUGCCGUUUCAAAAAUAAGGUUCACAGAACCAAAGAUUCCCACGAUUUUCACUUUCACCGGCCAGCUUAAUUACCUCACCAAGCAGAACAUAACCCUGACGAUAGGUACGAAGAUAAUAGCCAUUAUAGACAGCAAUAUCACCUUAAAAUGCCAGGCCAAUGGCUUACCGAUGCCAAAGAUCACAUGGCUAAGAAACGGCGUGCUCCUACGACAAAAUGGACCCCAGUUUAUCAUCAGUAAAGCAAGAAAAACAGACACUGGGACGUAUCAGUGCACUGCGUCUAAUCUGGCUGGAACGCGCAGUGCUAGCUCUGUUAUAACUGUACAAGAUCCACAACCCAAAACAGAAAAGCCAAAGAUCUUCCCAUCAAACCAAAGCAUCAUCGCUUCAGAAAACAAACUUUCCUUUGGCGUCAUUAUUGGUAGCAAUAUAACAAUCCUUGAGGGAAAGAACCUUGUUCUUCAGUGUCCCACCACAGGGUUACCAACACCCAAGGUUUCCUGGUAUUUUAAUAACAAACCCGUUGUCAGGUCAGAAACGUUGAUUGUUGACCCUGAAACUGGGGCGUUGACCGUGAUCGAGAUGAUGAAAGAAGAGACUGGGGCAUACACUUGUGAGUCUAAGAAUAUCGCUGGAGAAGAUCAUGCCUUCUCUUAUGCUAUUGUAGUUGGUCCCAAGGCACCCAAAAUAUCAGCUUCCAAUAAGGUCUACUUUAAACUAGACCCCACAAGAAAGCCAAUAAAGAUUAAUAUCGGUGACACUUUAACAACAUUCAAGGGAACGAGAGUCGCCAUACAAUGCCUUUCUACUGGUUUCCCUGAUCCUAGAAUUCGAUGGAAUAAGAACGACAUCUCACUAGCACCUCAGUUUCCUUUCUUUAUCAACGGAUCAAUGAUUAUCUUGGCAAAUCCUGAGGUAUCAGAUACAGGGACGUAUGCUUGCUUGGCUUCUAACCCUGGUGGAAAUGCAGACGCAAGCUCAAAUGUUACAUUUCUGGCUCCCCAGAGUCCAAACAUCACCACCACGCCUGGUGACGUAGAAUACCUCAGACGAGGAUCUGUCAGAAUCCGCAUAGGGAGCAACCUGAAGGUUCUUGAAGGGAAUAGUAUAGCAAUAAUGUGCGACGCCAAAGGGAUCCCAACUCCUACAUUAUCUUGGAAAAGAAACCAAAGGGGUUUGAGUAUCACUGGUAAUGUGUUGAUGGCAAGGAAUAUAAAGAGAUCUGACUCAGGGACAAUCACUUGUGAAGCCAGAAACUACUUUGGAAGAGACUCAAAGACGUCUGUUAUCACAGUUAUAGCUGGUCAGAAGCCCAAGAUCAAGACUUCUAUUCAGGCGAUCAGCGAUGUUGAUGAUCUCUCCAAGCAUUCCGCUAAUGUUGGAACUUCGUUCAAGGUGCUUGCGGGCUCACGAAUAAGAUUAUCAUGCUCCGCCACAGGAAUCCCAAAACCAGUAUAUUCUUGGAGCAUAAAUAGAAGACCUGUGAUUAACAGUGAACGCAUUUAUUUCAAUCAAUCAAUUGGUGUGUUGGAUAUCAAGAGCGUGGUUCUAGGCGACUCAGGACAAGCACAGUGUACUGCUACCAAUAUCAUUGGAACAGAUCGCAGCGAAAGUUUACUGAAUGUUAUUGCUCUUCGCGGUCCUUUUAUCCAGUCAUCCAAGUUAUCCAUCAACACUACCAACAGCGUCAAACCAAUAAGAAUCCGAAUAGGAACAAAUGCACAUGCAUUGGUUAACACUACCAUAAACAUAGUAUGUCAAGUGACUGGACUUCCGGUUCCGGUUACGUUAUGGAGUCAUAAUGAUGAGGUCAUAAGGGGUAAUCGAGUUACAGUAAAGGGUACAACACUGACUAUACUAAAAACACAAAUUGACGACGGCGGUGUUUACGCAUGCACGGCGAAAAGUGCCGCUGGAAAUCUAACAAUAAAGUCACAGAUUUCAUUAAAUGCUGGUCAACGGCCUUCAAUCGCCAGUAGUGAUGACAUCAUUACUGAACAUUCAGACUUCUCAACCACUUCAACCACCAUCGGUAGCUCUGUAUCUAUUUUGGCUGGCGCAGGUCUUAGUCUCAGCUGUCCAUUAAAAGGAUUACCGCCACCUGCAAUAGCGUGGAAAAUCGAUGGACGGAAUGCUAUACCCGGCAAGAAUGUUGUUAUUGAUCGUGCUAAAAAUACCCUGACUAUCCCUAAGCUACAGCGUGGAAGUGCCAAACGGACUAUAACUUGUACAGCGGUUAAUCCCCUGGGAGCUGUAAGCGCGUCUACUGACGUUACUAUUAUUCAACCCAUUUCCCCACGUAUCAACUCUUCCAGAACUGCUAUUAUCCAACUAACCAAUCAGAAUCAAGUAUAUUCACUAGUCGGAAACAAGAUCACAAUACUAGAGGGAACGUCUGUAUCACUCGUAUGUAAGGCAACUGGACUACCUAAACCGGAGGUAGACUGGACUCUAGCUAACAUUCCUGUGACGUCAGAAGGUCACGUGACUAUUGAUGGUGGCGUCGUGAAGAUUGUGAAAGUAGGAAGAGGAGACGCUGGAACCUAUUCUUGUAAAGCGACCAACCUUGUAGGGAUGGACACUGCUUCUACUGUCAUUGAAGUGAAAGAGCUCCGAGGACCAUUCAUCGACUCGUCUACCAGAGUUCUUAAUCUAAUCAGCAGCAUAAACCCAAUAGAAAUGAAGAUCGGUUCAAACCUUACAGCACUUUCUACCACCAACAUCACCAUUGACUGUAUAACUGAUGGGUUCCCUGUGCCUGUGACGUCAUGGAGAAAAGAUGGAAAGAUUAUUAUCAUAGAUCACGUGACAGUACGAGGGUCAAAGCUUAUUAUCACUCGUGCUCGUUUUUCUGAUGGCGGAGUGUAUGAAUGUAAAGCAAAAAGCGUCGCUGGGGAGCGCAAAGUGAGGUCACAUCUCACGGUAAUUGCUGGUCAAAAGCCCAUCAUAUCAAGCAGUGAUGAAGUCGAGUCGUCUUUAGCUGGCUUCACGAAGCUUACAUCRACUAUCGGUAGCUCCAUCUCAAUUCUGGCAGGAUCAGGGAUCAGGAUAAUCUGUCCCGUUAGAGGAAUCCCUAGACCUGUAGUGACGUGGAMUAUCAAAAGAAAAUCCAACAAGAAUCGAAUGUUUUUUGACAAUACUCAAAAUUUUGUCACCAUACCCAAGCUGGUCAGCGGAGAUUUUGGGGAGUUUACCUGUGUUGCAAAGAAUAUUCUUGGUGAAGCUAGGGCAUYGAGCGCCCUUAAUGUUAUCGAGCCAUUUAAACCAAGGAUCGACAAAUCCCAACAAAGAAUCAACGUAUUGGACAGCCAGGCUCCUGUGACAAUCCGAGUGGGAGCAACAGCAAGAGUAUUGGCAGGUGUUUCCAUUACCAUCAACUGCAAAGCUGUUGGUCUACCAUAUCCUAUCAUCUCUUGGACACUUGGAGACAAGCCCUUGAAGAGCAAAGGCCACGUGACUGUYGGUGACAGCCAGCUUGUCAUACUGAAUGGAGGGAGUGAGGACAGUGGAUUGUAUGDAUGUGUUGCGUCAAGCGCCAUGGGAAAUGAUACCGCAGAAACUCGUCUCACCAUUCACAGUGGCGAAAAGGCAAGGAUUACCACAGUAGGCAGGCAACUUUCGUUCCUCGRUGGCUUUGUCAACAUCACGUCUUAUGUUGGUGAUAACAUCACAGCACUGACAGGAUCAGACCUGACAAUCUUCUGUCCAACAGAAGGCAUUCCUGAACCUCUUGCCACGUGGUCUCGGGCGGGUGCACCUUUAGGAAGUGACAGACGAUAUACUGUCAAUCCCAUUACUAAUGCUUUGAGGAUUAGAAAUCUGAGGAGUGAGGACUCAGGUGGUUUUACGUGUAGUGCAAGAAACAAUCGAGGUGGAGACCAGAAAACCAGUAUUCUUAAUAUGAUUGUUCCAUAUGGACCAACCAUUAUAAAGUCCAGCAAGUCAAUAGAUGGAUUAAAAUCCCUAACACCAAUCCCAAUCACUAUUGGCGAUAACUUGACAGCUCUUGUCAAUGCAACUAUUACUAUCCAAUGUAAAGCCAGCGGUCUCCCCCAACCCAAGACUUCUUGGACACGAAAUGGAGUGAAAAUGGUUUCAAAAGGAAACGUGAUUAUUGGAAAAGAGACGCUUAAAAUUCAGAAGGCGACACUUGAUGAUCAAGGCGUUUAUACGUGUACGGCUGGUAGUGAUGCUGGAGCUGUUUUAGCUAGCUCGGUACUUGUAAUAAAAGAGCCUAUUCCACCAACUAUUAAGUCCUCCAACAAAUCCAUCGAGUCCCUCACACGUAAACCCUUGGGUAUCAUCAUCGGCGAGACCGUACGCACCUUGACCCGUAUCAAAUUCAACAUCACCUGUGAAGUAGAAGGGCUCCCAAAACCUGAGAUAAUCUGGAGAAAAAACGGUGUUGAACUACCAAUAGACGGACGAACAUUUGCCAACGGACCGAUUAUAUACGUUGCUGAUGCACUUACAGCAGAUACUGGUUUUUAUGUUUGUGAAGCAAAGAAUGUUGCAGGGAAGAAAACUGUGGUGUCGAAACUUGAUAUUAGAGAGCCAUCUGUACCAGAAAUUUCCGCCACGGACCAACGAAAGCUCCAACAGCUACGUCCCAUCACCAUAACAACAGAGGUAGGCAGCUACAUCAAGACACUGGAAAAAAGCAACAUCACGCUGACAUGUGAUGCUAAAGGUUUUCCUGCACCAACCAUCACUUGGAAGAAAGGUAUCAAGACCCUGGAUGUUGCCAGGGGCAACAAGACUUACACCAUCACCAAGGCAACUGUGUCUGAUAGUGGAAUCUACACAUGCACGGCAACGAAUUUGAAGGGCUAUGACUUUAGGAGCUCGAACGUGACGAUAAUUGCACCAAAGGCGCCAACCAUCAAAACCACCACUCAGACCCUAAACAUCCUCCGUCCAGAACCAGUGGAAAGUGACGUGGGUGGAUCCCUGACGACACUUUCUGACAACACCAUCAAACUGAUAUGCAAUGCUUCCGGCGUUCCUACACCUAACCUUGAAUGGUACAAGGAUAACAUCAAGAUUAACAACAAGGCCAAUGUUCUUAUAUUCAGCCCUGCAAGUCCACGAGAUACGGGUAUCUACUCGUGUGCUGCUAUAAAUCUAGCCGGGAGGAUUAAAGUCGAUACAAAUAUCAACAUAUUAGAGGGAAGAGUUCCAUCUAUUGUCACUUCCAARAAAACAAUCUCCGAACUCAAUCGCAUUCAAUACAUCGUUACCAAAGUGGGCGGUGUCGUCAACACUUUGUUGAGCUCAAACGUGGAAAUCAUGUGCGAGGCCAGCGGUUUCCCUAAACCGGAAGUCACGUGGUACAAAGAUGGAUAUGAGAUUCCAAUCAAUUCAGCGACCCACAUGGUGAAUACUAAAACGGGAACUCUUAUGUUCAUUAGCCUGGCUUUGAGGAAAGCUGGCAUUCAUAAAUGUGUUGCGAAGAAUUCUCUUGGGACGGCAUCUGCUUCAACUGUUCUCAAUGUUAAAGGUCUAAUUCACCCGUAUAUAAACAGUAGUCGUGGAGUCGAAACAAGCCUCAAGUCCCGCAAACCAGCCAUAGUUUCCAUAGGUCACAACCUGACUGUCCUUUCUGGCACUAAUAUUUCCAUCACAUGUCCCUCGGGUGGUGUCCCGCUUCCCGAAGUUACAUGGAAACGAGGGAAAGUAUCACUGACAUCGGGCRAUCGAGUGAAUGUUUCUUCAAAGGUUUUGAGUAUUAGGAAAGUGGUGAAGAGUGAUUCUGGACGGUAUAUCUGUUCGGUGGAGAACGUUAUGGGAAAGUUAUCCAUUGGCUCUAACUUAAAUGUCCUUGAUCCCGUGGUACCCAAUAUUCUGUACAAGUUCAGUAUCCUCAAAGUCACUGAAAGCGAGUCCAUUGAUACGACUGUCGGUACUAGAGUGACGUCAAUACCAGGAAACCGACUGACGCUGACCUGUAAUGUUAGCGGGCUACCAACACCUAGCAUCACGUGGAAGAGAAACAAUCUAUUGGCUCAAGAGGGAGGGUCGACCUAUACAGUCCCCUCCCUCAAGAUAUCUGACAGUGGUGCUUAUACUUGUGUUGCUAAUAACUUGGCUGGUGAGGUGAGCGAGACGUCGAACAUCUUUGUAAUAGCCGGAAGGAAACCAGAAAUCGUUACUCCCAAAACCAACAUCAUAGCAACGGAAGGAGAAAACGAAGUGUCCGUGGAUGUUGGAGGUAACGUCACGACUAUCGUAGGAACAGGAGUUGAAAUCCGCUGUUCCGUGACAGGAAAACCAACACCUUCCAUAACCUGGCUAAAGAACGGGUCUGUAGUAGAAGCCAAAUCAGUAAGGUUGUUCAACAGAGAAACCAAUGCGCUCACCCUUCUUGGCGUUACACAGGAUGACAAUGGAUUUUAUACGUGUUUUGCGAACAAUACUUUUGGUCAAGUUUCCGAGACUACUCAUCUUACUAUAUUUGCUCAUCUUAAUGAUUUUUUUUCCGAGACUACUCAUCUUACUAUAUUUGACGCUGAAAGACCCGCAAUUAGAUUCUCCAAGCGAGAAAUCGAAGACUACGAAAAAACAGACUUGGAAAUUACUAUUGGAGACAGCCUCAAAACCCUCAUUGGCACAACUAUUACUAUCCAGUGUAACGCCACAGGGAACCCACCACCAGAAAUACAGUGGUUCAAGUCGGGAAUUAUCAUCAACUCAAAGUUUCCUAUCAAAGCCUCGAACAACACUCUUAAGAUCUAUGGCGCCACGUGGUCUGAUACCGRGGAAUAUGAAUGUUUGGCGACCAACGGGGCUGGUUCAGAUAAGAAAACCUCAUUUGUGAAGUUUGUCCCUCCUGAAAAGCCAGUGAUUUUCCAAGAUCUAAGUGUGAUCGAAGUAUAUAACAGAACCCCCGUUGCCAUGACGAUAGGCAACACCCUCAAGACCCUUACACAGACCCCUAUCACAAUUAGCUGCGCUGCCUCUGGAAUUCCUAUGCCCACCUACGCUUGGACCAAGAAAGGAAACCCAAUCGUCUCUUCUAAUGAUCUGGAAAUAUCUCUGGAAGGCAGGCAGUUGACGAUCAGAAACCUUGUCCUGAAUGACGCAGGAAUGUACGGUUGUAAGGCUAAGAAUAAAGCGGGGACGGACGAGGCUAGUGCGCCUAUACUUGUACAAGAGCCAAUCCUGCCUAGAAUUGAAUCAACAGACGAGAAUAUCACGUGGUAUGAUAGAAUACCAUUAUCUUCUCCCAUUGGAGGAAAAAUCACAGCUCUUACUGGUACCCAGGUAACCCUGACAUGUAACGCCAUAGGGUUCCCAGAAGCAGCAGUGGUUUGGAGACGCGACGAUGAGGUCAAUAUACUCGAGACUGAUGGCCAAUAUAAGCUAGAAAAUCAAAGUCUAGUGAUAUUUGCUGUUCAGCCAGGAGAUAGUGGAUCGUAUAUCUGCUUUGCUGAAAACCUUGCAGGAACAGUGAAGUCGGCAACUGAAUUGAAUGUCAUUGAUCCACAAGAACCUGUCAUUAUGACUUYCAAUAAAAUCGUCCGAACAGAAGACCGAUCACCCGUUGUCGCAACCAUUGGCAAUAGAAUCAUCGUAAUCGCAGGCACUCCAGUAUCGAUCACAUGUCCUGUUCAAGGGAUUCCAAAACCUUCUGUGUCAUGGAGUAAUGGAGGUCGUUUUUUGUACCCAACAAACAACAACUCGACGCUUGUGUUUGCUACCACAACGGUUGCAAGUAGUGGGGAAUACACGUGCACUGCUAUUAGUCCUAUUGGGGGUGAUGCUGCUUCCUCUGUUCUGUCUGUUGCAGAACCAGUAAAACCAAGAAUAGUAGCUCCACCCGUUGGCAGGGUGAUUCCGCUGACCAACAAGACUCGAGUCUCUGUUACCAUCCGGGAUAACAUAACGGUUUUAUACGGCACGGUCUUAGACAUAACGUGUUCAGCAAUUGGAUUACCUACCCCCACAAUUAUCUGGAAUAAAGAAGAAAGAAGGAUUAAAAAUGGUAAAUCGGUCAAUGGUACUUUGAAAGUCAGAAUAAAUGGGAAGUCCGAUGCUGGGAGGUUUACCUGUGUAGCUAUGAACAGUGAAGGGGAUGACAGUGCCACCUCUAGUAUCAUGGCUGUCGAGCCAUUAUCUCCACGAAUUCAUUCUCGACGUGAGUUAAUCGAUGCACUUGAUCAACCACGUACGACGAACUCUACAGUCGGGACAACAAUCAAGACCCUAUCGUCCACAACAGUCAUCCUACAAUGUCCCGCCACAGGAAGCCCGGAUCCUAUUAUCCAAUGGAGUAAAUCAGGUCAGCUGAUUGUCUCAGGGGAUGGAGUCACAUUGACUGAAAGAGGAGACCUGAUGAUCCGGAAAAGUCGCGUUGUGGAUAGCGGAGAGUACACGUGUUUGGCUCGUAAUGUUCUGGGGGAAGACACGGCUGUUUCUACAGUGAUUAUCAUGAAACCCACACGUCCCGAGAUAACGAGAUCUACAGAUUACAUCAUCUGGUACGAAAACCGCCCUUUCAAAAGCAAGAUAGGUAACAAUCUAACCACGAUGAAGGGACGCAAGCUAACCCUGGUGUGCCCAGCCAGGGGGAUGCCACGCCCUGAGAUCACGUGGUACAGAGGGGGCGAAAGAAUGCGUAAUGAAGAUAAUUACGUAAUCGAGGGCAAUACUUUGGUUAUUUGGGAUCUUAGUGUAUUUGAUACCGAUCGAUACACGUGCGUAGCUGAGAACUAUGCAGGCAGUGAUGCAGCUACUUCAACAGUCAAGGUUCACGACCCUGUAGAACCUUACAUCUUUAAAUCUCGCGGUUCCAUCAACGCGCUAUCCGGAUAUACCCCGAUCAACGUCACAGCCGGGCAAGACGUCAAAGCACCGACAAACAGCCUAGUUGUCCUCAUCUGUCCAAUCAGAGGUGUGCCACGCCCUAAGAUAAUCUGGUUGAAGGACCAAGAACCAGUAUUAUCAGAUAAUAACAUCGAGGUCGAUUGUAAUGGUACUCUAAAGUUUCAUGGUAUAAGACCCACUGAUGCAGGGGAAUAUAUUUGCUAUGUGGAGAGCUUCCUUGGAAUGGACUUGGCUUUAACCCACGUUGAAGUGGUCGAGCGAAGCAUCCCAGUUAUUCAUAAAUCCAACAACAACAUCCCGAUUAUCGAUAACGGCGUAGCUAAAACAACUAUUGGAGAUAACGUGACAGCGUUACUAACACAAACCAUUGUUAUCAAAUGUAACGCAACGGGAAUACCAUAUCCAAUAAUAACCUGGACAAGAAAUGGUCUCAAGAUAGAAUCUGUUGGUAUGUACUCAAUCGAUGAUAAAGGGACGUUGACCAUCACAGGAGUUGCUAGAGAUGGUGUUUAUAGAUGUUCAGCAAAGAAUAACCUGGGGACUGAUAGCGCUACGUCUCGUGUUACUGUUAAAGAACCGAAAGGUGCCGAGAUCGUCUCUCCAAGGAAACCCAAGACCAUCCCCUUCACGCACAAUAAAAACGUGACCAUUAACGUUAGAGAUAACGUGACAACUUUACCAAAUGCUAAUCUAACAAUCAAGUGCGAAGCCGUCGGCGUUCCUGAACCUAGCGUGACAUGGACCAAGGAUGGUAACGCAAUACCAUCUGAAGACAAGUACCAAGUAUUAGAAAAUGGAGCACUUGUCGUGGAGAAUGUUGGUGAGAGUGAUUCAGGGCGCUACACGUGUAAAGCAGRAAACUCUAGAGGGGUUGAUACUGCAUCGUCUCUAGUUAAUAUUUCAAAACCGACCAAACCUGUAAUUGAUCGACCGAUCGAACCACGAAACGUCAAGCCCACCAACGAUGGUCACGUGACUGUAAGUGUAGGGGAAAACGUCACAGCAGUAAUUGGAUCUAGGAUACUGAUAGAAUGUACAGCAGAUGGUGACCCCAAACCUUCAGUUACCUGGACUAAAGACAACGUAGAACUGAAAACCGAUGAUCGGUACACUGUUCAUGAGAAUGGUACACUGGAAAURUCAAGCGCAUCAGUAAACGAUAGAGGGAAAUAUGUGUGUACUGCUAAAAGCGCUGGUGAAGAGGACAGUGAGAGUAUACAUGUGAUGGUUGUAGAACAAUCUAAGCCUUUUAUUACCAGACCAAACAAGCCUCGUACCAUUCCUCCACACGAAACAUCUCCCGUCAAUGCAACAAUUGGUGACAACGUCACUGUUCUUACUGAAUCUGACCUCACCAUUGAUUGCCCUGCCACUGGAGUACCGCAACCAAUUAUAUCAUGGAGUAAAGAUGCGUCUGCUGAAGACAGGGGAAGAUAUACUUGUGUUCUUGAAAAUCUUAACGGAAAAGUGAAUUCUUCGACGAACGUUAAAGUUGUCGACGAAGAAAAGCCUCAAAUCACCAGACCAGACACGCCUCGUAACAUUCCUCCCAACGGCAAAGGCCCCGCCAAUGCAACAAUUGGUGACAACGUCACUGUUCUUACCGACUCUGACCUCACUAUUCAUUGCCCCGCUACUGGUUUACCAAAACCAAUCCAUUCUUGGAGUAAAGACGGAGAGAAGAUAAAGCUGGGAAUAAACUUUUUCCUUUUACCCAAUGGAACAUUGAUYAUCAAGAAAAUAUCGUUUGAUGAGUCAGGUACUUACAAAUGUACAGUGGAGAAUAUUGCUGGAAAUACRAGCCAAAUAACUCAAGUAUUGGCCGUUGCUCCCAAAAAGCCGCACAUUUCCAAGCCGAAAGAGCCCCGAACACACCCUCCAAAAGACCGCAAGCCUGUCAACAUAUCAAUCGGUAAUAACGUCACUUYACUACUCAAUACACCAAUCAAAAUCGUCUGCUCUGCUACUGGAACACCAAAGCCAACUAUAACGUGGAUGAAAGAUGGCAAGGCACUUGAUCAGUUGGACGAUAGGUACUCAGUAUUUGAGAAUGGGACGCUUUUGAUUGCACAAGCAUCACUAGAGGACCAAGGAAAAUACACAUGCGUAGCUAAGAACAAGAAAGGAGAAGAUAACGCUUCCUCCACGGUCGGCAUUGCCAGUUCUAAGAAACCCAAAAUCACAAGACCAAAGGAACCCCAGACCCUCGUACCUAAAGAUCGCAGCCCCAUCAACAUUACAAUCGGAGAUAAAGUCACAGCAUUGACUAAUACACUAAUCAGUAUCGACUGUCCAGCAAGUGGAAUACCAAAACCAAAGAUAUCAUGGAGAAAGGAUGGUCAAGAAGUGAUCCCUGGGGGUGGAUAUGUAAUCCUUGAGAAUGGGACACUGGUGAUUGAGAAGGCGUCUGCUGACGACAGGGGAAGAUAUUCUUGUGUUGCUAAGAACGUUGACGGGGAGGAGAGUGAAAAUUCUACGGUUAAUGUCACCGAUUCAGAGAAACCUAAAAUAGCUGCAAAGCACAAGCCCCGUGACGUCCGCCCACCUGACCGACGCCCUGUUAAUAUCACUGUUGGAGAUAACAUCACUGCUUUAACCAACACUUAUAUCUCUAUCGACUGUCCUGCAACUGGCACACCCAAACCUACAACGACUUGGAUUAAAGACGGACAAACUGUACCUGAGGGGGGUCGAGUGGCUGUUCUUGAUAAUGGUACCCUCGUGAUUAAAAACGCUUCUCCUGAGGAGCGAGGAAGAUAUACCUGCAAAGUGAAGAAUGUUGACGGAGAGGAUAACAAGACAUCAACUGUGGAUGUUGUUGAUCCGGAAGCAGCUAGAAUCAGGCGACCAAAGAAUCUUCGAAACAUCACAUCAGAAGAUGGAGCCCCAGUGUCUGUAGACAUUGGCAAUGACAUCAUAGCUAUUGCAAACACCAAAAUCUCCAUCAACUGUCCUGUUUCUGGAACUCCUAAGCCACUCAUUACGUGGAGAGAGAACGGUUUUGAGCUUGUUGAAAGAGAUGGGUACAAAAUCCUUGAUAAUGGGACUCUGGUUAUCGAGAAGGCCAAGGCUAUUGACAAGGGGCAGUACACUUGUCUUGCGACCAACAUCGCUGGGAAAGACAGUGUGACAACAAAUGUUAAAGUAUUGAAACCAACAACACCAAUGAUAACUCGACCAAACAAACCACGCUCCGUAUCCCCUGGUGAUGGUAGUCCCGUUAAUAUUACUAUAGGCGACAACGUGACUGCUCUGACCGGUACGCCGAUAACCAUAGACUGUCUGGCCACUGGAGUUCCUUCACCUCAGGUUAUCUGGACAAAAGAUGGCCGAGAAUUAAGGUCUGGUAGUGGGUAUGUCGUUUAUGAGAAUGGCUCGCUACUGAUCGUCCAAGCCUCGCGAGAAGAAAGGGGGGAGUAUAAGUGUGCGGUGAGAAACAAGAAUGRAGAGGACAGUAAAACAUCGAUGAUUGAUACUGUGGAUCCUAUGAAGCCAAAAAUCAAACGACCCGAUGAACCACGAUCUAUCCUUCCUAAAGAUCGCAGCCCGAUCAACAUGACAAUCGGAGAUAACGUCACAGCACUGACUAAUACACCAAUCAGUAUCGACUGUCCAGCAAGUGGAAUACCAAAACCAACCAUAUCAUGGAAGAAAAAUGGACAGCCCAUUACGAUUGGGGAUACUUUUGUGGUACAUGAAAAUGGUACUCUCUUUAUAAAACAGGCAAAUAAGGAAGACGAAGGAAAAUAUACCUGUACGACACUCAACUCUAAUGGAGAAGAUAGCAAAUCUUCAAAUGUUGCUGUAGUAGAUUCCAAGAAGCCAUCCAUCAACGAAACUAACUCUCAAAACAUCCCAGUUGGUGGUGGUGGACCAAAGGCAAUAAAAACAGGCGACAACGUAACUACAAUUCCUAACACACCCAUCAGAAUCACGUGCAACGCUGAUGGCAUACCCAAACCAUCUGUCACGUGGUAUAAAGACGGCCGGGAGAUUGUGCCAGAAGAUAACGCUCGUGUUCUUCCAAAUAAUACUCUUCUGUUAUUGGCUGUCACCCCAGAACAGGGCGGGGUAUACACGUGCAAGGCGCGAAAUAUCGAUGGGGAAGAUACUUCCAGCUCGAAAGUAACUGUAGUUUCUUCUCGGAAGCCAAUCAUACUGGUACCUAAAGUUAGCAGAAAUAUCCGCAUUGGAAACAAACCUUUCCAGAAAAUUACGAUCUCUGAUAACGUCAGAACCCCACCAGGCAAGAAGAUAUCCAUCACUUGUACAGCACGUGGUCUACCUGAACCCAAACUUACCUGGAGUAGAAACGGUGUUGUCCUACGCACGGGCGGAGAGUACGAGAUCGACAAGAAUAAUACUUUGACUUUAAAAGACGUGAAGCUGAGUCACAGUGGAACGUAUACUUGUACAGCAAAGAAUGUUGCUGGGGAAGACAGAGCUUCGUCUAAAGUGACGGUUGUUACCUUUUCCGAACCUGAAAUACGUAAACCGAUUAGCAGUCAGAACAUCCAAUCAGAACGAAUAGCUCCCGUUGUCAURACGAUUGGUGACAACAUAACCGCGUUCAGCGGUAGUACCAUCACAAUAACGUGUAACGCCACUGGAAUACCAAAACCUCUUAUCACGUGGCUAAAAGAUGGCAGAGCACUGAUACCUGGGGUGAAGCUUGUCAUUGAUCAGAAGGGAAGCCUUACAUUACGUGAAGUKGUAUCCCAGGAUAGUGGUCGGUAUACCUGUGUUGCCAUGAACUUUGCUGGAAGAGAUACGGAGGACUCGUUUGUUACGAUCUUAACUCCACAGUCACCAAGCAUCCCUGUCGCUCAAACCAAACAAGAAAUCGACGUAGACGCACCGAUCUCAGUUGACGUAGGUGCUGACGUCAAUGCUCUUGCUGAGACCACGAUAUCCAUACACUGUAAGGCCAGCGGUGUGCCUCGGUCCACGAUAACGUGGAGAAAAGACGGUCAGUUGGUCAAGCCGGGAGAAUUUUACGAGGUUUUAAGGAACAAUACUUUGGUCAUAGAGAAGGCGCAGGAGUAUGAUAGCGGUGUAUAUGUCUGCACGGCUACAAAUAUUUUUGGAGAGGACAAAAAAUCGUCGACAGUUACAGUCACUGAAGCCGAAAUUCCAGUCAUACAACGAACAAAUGGUGAUUUCGAAUCAUCUGACAUGAAACCAGUCGAUGUCAAUGUCGGUCGUCAAGUGACAUCCCUCAGUCGCAUCAACAUUAAUCUUAACUGUACAGCCCGUGGUAUGCCCCCGCCCCGUAUUGAAUGGAUGAAUGGCGGGAAAAUGCUAGAUGUCAAGGGACCGAUGCUGUCACUGAAGAAUGUCAGUGUAACUCAUUCUGGAAAGUACACGUGUAUUGCUAGUAACGUGGCGGGAAAAGCUAACGCGUCUACCUUCGUCAAUAUUACAGAACCGGUCAGUCCAGUAAUCCACAAAGCAAGCUCAAAACUYGUUCUCAACGCAGUGAAAUCAGCAUCAUCCCUCAUCGGAAAAGAUAUUGAAAUGUUGACUGGAUCCACGCUCUUACUUAUCUGUAAUGCCACAGGGCACCCAACACCUAAAAUCAGUUGGACCAGGUUUGGUUUACCCCUCGCAAGCAGAGACCGUUAUGUCAUUAAUGGUAUGACAUUAAAGAUAUUUAGUGUGAGACCGACGGAUACGUCAGAAAUCACGUGCACUGCGACAAACGUGGUGGGCGAGGCAGUAGAGACAUCCGAACUAUUGGUCCGAGAACUUCUUCGUCCGACCAUCAACUCCGUCAAGAAAGAAAUCAAGAACUUCGACAAAACCAACCCGAUCCGAGUUCCCAUAGGUACCAAACUGAUCACAACACUAAACACCACUGUAGUAGUCAGGUGUCCAGUCACUGCGCGACCACGUGCUGCGUUGUCCUGGCAACGAAAUGGACGACCUGUAGUUGCCAAUGACAAGUACAAACUGAAUGAUGACAAGUCCGAGCUGACGAUCACCGAUGUCCAGUUUUCGGACGAUGGAGCGUACGUUUGUACUGCGUUUAACCGUGCUGGGACGGAUUUUGCAACCAUGGAUCUUAUAGUAGCAAUUCCACCUGUAAUAAACAAUGUCAGAGGAUCAUUUGAAGUAACCGACAUCCGCGAGCUUAUCUCCAUAACGACUGGUGCCGUGGUAACGAUACCAAAAGGAGUGUCAAUCAAAAUCAAAUGUGAGGCAACCGGAGUUCCCACGCCAAACAUCGCGUGGUACAGAGUUGCCGAAGGCUCUAAGAACUGGGAGCCAGUAGGAAAAGUGAAUGAGCGCUUGUAUGUUGAUAAAGACAGUUACCUUUCAAUCCAGCGUUCAAAAGAAGUGGAUAUUGCACGGUAUGUUUGUGUGGCUACCAACAUAGCGGGGCGUGACGAAGGAGUCACGCACCUGAAUGUCGGAGUUGUUCCUGACAUUCCUGGCCACUGGGCCGCUGCAAGAAAAUUCACUCGACCCAGUGUCAAACGAAUCGAAACCAUGGCAACAGUCAUCCGGGGAUCAACCUUGCGACUCCGCUGUACAGUAUACGGCUCACCUAAGCCUGAAGUCACGUGGAAUGUUGUGGGUAACGAGAACAGAGAUCGUUGGAAGAUUUACCCUGAUGGCACUCUACAGAUCAAAAAGGUAGACUUCGCAGAUGAAGGGAACUACACGUGUAUUGGUAAAAAUAAAUACGGAACUACGUACAGGAGCACCAACGUUACAGUUUUAGUUCCUCCCAGGAUUGUAGACAAGUUUUUCAGCGAGGCCUACCUUAAAAGAAAAGCAAAAUUCAUGUACGUUAGAUAUUCCAGUAUCACCAAACUUGCUGUCAAGAGACAACGAAUGCGUUCGGCUGCGGUCGAAAAGGGAGGUAAUAUUAUCAUUGGUUGUCCUGUGAUGGGCAGACCAGAGCCUACAAUUCUAUGGCUGAGAAAUGGUCUGAAAGUCAAGAAUGAUAGUCAGCAUCUCGUGCUUGAUGGAGUUCUCAUGAUUCGGAACAUUUCCGACACAGAAACUGGAGAGUAUUUCUGUUUUGUGAGGAAUACCGCUGGUGAGGAUGGCGGCGGGCUCGAGCUACACGUCAGAGACAAGAUAGUUGGGAGCUGGAAAGUCUCGCGGUGGAGUGAAUGUCAGUAUUGCUAUGGCAACUUUUUAGGAUACGCUAACAGAACCGUGGAUUGCAUGGAUGACAGGAACAACACGGUGCCUGAAUCGUACUGUAGUGCAGUACCUGCCCCACUCACGAGACAAAAGUGUCGAACACGCUCUUGUGAAGCUAUUUGGACAAAAACCUCUUGGUCUGAAUGCUCGGCUUUGUGUGGAGGCAAUGGUGUCAGGAAGCGCACCGUAAAAUGCGCGUUUUAUAAAAGUUUACUACCAGCAGAUGGACUCUGUAAUCCCUCUGAAAAACCCAUCGAAUCAGAACCUUGCAACAGAGCUCCAUGUGGCCAGAGAAUAUGUAAAGACCGAGUGAAUUACUGCAGACAAAUUAAAGAUAGGAAUUUAUGUACAGCGUAUCGAGUCUGGUGCUGCGAGACAUGUGGAGGACGAUAAAGAACGAUAUUCAUCUCUUCAGACCAUUAAAACGAACAGAAAAUUUGAUUACAAUAGAAUCUAGCAGCCAAACGACAACCACUGGGGCAUUAGCACUUGAUAUUUGCCUUAGUAGCCUCACAUUGGUGCGUUUCAGAACGAGGUCAAAGGAGCAAAAAUGAAGAUGUUGAAUUAUCUUUUGAACAAAUAUGGCCGCAUCUUUUUAAGUUCCAGUUCAAAGUCAUCAUGUAAAUUCAUUUUAUUUAACUGAGCUCCCUGUGACGUGAUGAAAACCACAGGGUUCCCAGUAUUGUUUCCAGUAAAAGAGCAAGCUAAGAUUAAUGAUAGUAUAUUUAACAUUAGUGUAGUUAAUAUAGAGCAAGAGAUAUAGUAUAAAGAUAUCAAAAGUAUGUUUCAGUUGAUAACGCGCGGUAAAUGUUAGACAUGAAUUUUUAAAGUACCAAA
Molecule: messenger RNA, 21138 nt
Organism: Actinia tenebrosa (Australian red waratah sea anemone)
Lineage: Eukaryota; Metazoa; Cnidaria; Anthozoa; Actiniaria; Actiniidae
Product: hemicentin-2
Source: RefSeq, a predicted model, not a curated record